Molecule: messenger RNA, 4310 nt
Organism: Vespa mandarinia (Asian giant hornet)
Lineage: Eukaryota; Metazoa; Arthropoda; Insecta; Hymenoptera; Vespidae
Source: RefSeq, a predicted model, not a curated record
AAACUAAUUUGCAGCGCGAGGGCGGUCGUGCGGAGUAGUGAAAGUAAAGUGCCGCGUUAUCAUCGGAGUUCUUCUUCAUACUUGUCGCGUCUACGUGAUAAACGAGAGAUCUUGAUCUCUCGAAUGAUCGACAAAUGGAUAAGAGUAAAGACGAGCUGCUGUCAAUCCUAAGUAACGACGAUUGCCUUGGGCCGAUUCACGUGGAGGACUCGACCGAGCUGAUCGCGAUCACGAGGGAGAAGAUCUGACGUGGAACGAGAGAGGGAACUCUUUGGUAAGAGUCAACAUGUCGUCGACGAUGGCACAAGAGACGACGAUAUCGGAUCUCACGGAACUAGACAGCGACGGAGGCUCGAGUUCGGAGGAACGAGAUUUGAGAAAACGUCUUCGCGGAGACGCUGAUUUUGCUGGACCGAAGAAGAGACGAAAGCAAACGACACCGGUAAGAUUUUCAUCGUCCUUGAUGAACGAACUACAGGAGGAGUCGAACGAAGACGAGGAGGAUGAUGAUGAUGAGGAGGAGGAGGAAGAGGAAGAGGAGGAAGGAGAAUUGGACGUUGACAGCGAAGGUAAGCUGUCUUCGAGAUCACCGAGUCGUCAUCAUCACCACCUUCAUCAUCAUCAUCACCAUCUUCAUCAUCAUCAUCAUCCUUCGAUAAAAGAUGAAAAUCUAAACAACGAAUUUCGUUGUCAGUAUUGCGGUCAAUUUCUCGAUAGCAAGGAAACGUUGAACGUACAUUUGGAUAACGAGCACGGUGCGGCGACUAAUCAAACGACUAAUCAUCUAUUGCAAAACAGAUCAUCCUCGGCCGUGAUAAAAUUGGAAGGAUCGAACGAUCAUCAAUCGGAGAGUCCCGUUAAUCUAUUGACCGUAAAAAAUUUCGCAUCUUCCUGGUUGAAUCAGCAACAACAACAAAACGUCCAAUCGCAAACGCAUAUACAAUCGCAAAACGACGAGCCAUGGCCAGGGCCAUCGAGUCAAUUGGCAAUGAGCAAUCAUUUGCAAGCGUUAACUGGAUUCCCAGGUGCUCUGGGUUCGUAUCUUCCUUUACCGACAUUUCCAUUGCAUGCCGAUCCAACGCAUAUCCCAAGAACGUCCAUACCUUCCGCACCCGUUAGGAUCUUUAAUCCUGAGGCUUAUUGCGAUUUAUGCAACAAAGAAUUUUGUAACAAGUAUUUCUUAAAAACGCACAAGGCCAACAAGCACGGUAUUUACGUUGAUUCGCCAGGACCUAAUACGACCAACGAUAAUAAUAGUGCCAACGUCCUUCCAUCGCAAAUAUUCCCGAGCGGUGGUUUUACAAGUACGUCGAUUAAAUUGGAACCGCCGGCUACGCCGCCGAUGCCAAGCGUUCCGUGCGACGUAUGUCAAAAACGUUUCAAGAACGACGAAUCGAUGAGAAAGCACAAGCAAAAGAUUCACAACGAGUCGAUCGAGCAAACGGCCGAUCAAUCUUUGCCUGCUUCGCAAAGCGAAGACGACAGGGAGACACCGCGCAGUAGUCCUGGCGGCAUAGAGACCCUGUUCAAGCAAGAAUUUGGCAUCGAGCAAGAGGAUACGACGUUUAUGCCAGCACCUAGACACCUCUCACCUCAAUCGAUCCAACAAGCUCGAGACUCGGGAUUCAAUGCCGAUCGUCUUCGUCGUUUAGGCGUUAUCAAUCCCGAAGCAUUCUGCGAGAUUUGUUGCAAGGAAUAUUGCAACAAAUAUUUCCUUCGUACGCACAAAAUGAAGAGACACGGUAUAAUCGUACAUGACAACGAAAAAUCACCUAGCAAUCCUGCGGCGGCGCUCACCUGGCAUCAAGUACAAACUAGUCCCCUUAAUUUGAUAGUGGCCGAGUCUGGCAAUGGAUCGGAAUCGAACGAUCGUACAAACGACGAUUACGAGUGUAAACCUUGCGGCAUACGUUUUCAAACGGUCGGUCUUUAUCAGGCACAUUCUAGGAAAAUCCAUGAAAACGAGGAACAACAAUCGCCGAAACAAGAAUUCGAUCAGGACACGUCCGACCAACGUACCGAUUCCAUUUCCGAAGAUCUUCAAAAACUUCAGACGAUGAUCCUGCAAUUGAAUGGUUUGGAAUCUAACAUAGGAAAGGGAUUACAAUCCUGUAACAUAUGCGGGAGAGAGUGCGAAUCUAGAACAUCUUUGCGAAUUCACAUGGCGACCGAGCAUUCUCACGUCACGGAGAAUCCGUCGCAAUCGCCGAUUCAAGAUAAAUCAUGCGAAUCAGGAAAUACAACGAUCGUAGCUUUUUGUACACUUUGCGAGAAGGAUUAUGUAAGUCAAGAAGCUUUGAAGAAACAUAUUGUCGAGGAACAUCAGGCAACGAUACCAAAUCCAUUGUCGCAAGUACCUCCUCCUCCUCCUGCUAUUGGUUCUACCGUUAUUAAUACGAAUACUUUGAUCAAUUCUACAUCGAGUAUCAUGACGAUACCAACGAGCGGCAAUCAAACGCAAACGGAAAAAAAGAUCACCUCGAUGACGCCAACCUCGAGUUAUUGCGAAAUUUGUAACAAAGAAUUGUGUAAUAAAUAUUUCAUGAAGACCCAUAUGCAAAGGAUGCAUGGAAUAGAAAUAGAAAAUGGCGCUCAAAUUGGUGGUGUUAUAUGUAACAUCUGUAACAAGGAACUCUGUAGUAAAUAUUUCUUAAGAGUUCACAAACAUAAUACGCAUGGUAUCGUCGACGAAAAUGCUACUACCUCGUCCUCGGCCAAACAGGAGGCUUACGAUGCCUCGAGCUCCGAGGAUUCGGCUUUGAAGCCGGAACAAUUGGGUGACCUAAGUCAUCGAUAUUUUACACAUUUCACCGAGGUCUGUCCGAUUUGUAGCCGUAGGUUUCGCAGUAUCAAAUGGCUCAAGGCACAUCUGUUGGGAGAUCAUGGAAAAAUCGGUAUCGAUAAGUGGCGCGAUAUGGAACAACAAUAUCAAGCCACAACGAGGAACGCUAAUAGAUCUGGUAAUAAUAAUUCGAAAAAUGUUCAACAAGUUUCGAAUCUUAAAAUACCGAAUGGCUACGAACUGAGCCAACAAAAUAAGACGACCGAUUUAACCAGUAACAUUGGUAAUCAAGUAUUGUCGAAUUUAUUUGGUUCUACCUCGGACGAUCAACAAAUGAAAAAUUAUCGUUGCAGUUAUUGCAAUUUUUCGACGACAAUUUUACCAUUUUUAUUCCUACACGAGAGAUCCCACGUUAACACUCAAGAAAGCAUAGACACCGACAAUACUCUCCAAUGUCCAAUAUGUUCUCAAGGAUUCCAUCAGCCUGAACAAUUGCACCAACAUUUGCUAACCAGACAUCAAUUUCCGGCACUGCUAACGCAGUUUCAAACGCCCAUACUUGGAAAUCAAAACAUUGAUCAGGAAAAGGUUAGUAACGAUCCGAAGGAUUUGAGAUCGGAGGAAUCGAAGGACGAUAAUGUAAACAGGAAUCAGAUUAAUCCAACGAUGAGUCAGAAUCUUGUCCCCGUCCCCGAACAAAUAAGAAAUCAAAGAAAUCAAGAGGACAAUGCCGUACAGGUGACUCCCCAUGGUGCUUACAAGUGUGCUCAAUGCGGAUACGCGACUACGAAUCUUAACAGAAUUAAAAAACACGUUAGAAAGGAUCACACUGCGAUCGGUGAUCCAACGGACAGCGUAAUAGCCGAACUUAGCAAAACUUUGAAGGACGUUGCUAAUAGGCACAAAUUGCCAGCCUGUUAUGCAAUGCCACAGGAUAUCAACGUCGGUGAUAAAACAAUAAUGCAACCGUUCCUGAUAGACGAACAACAGGAUCCAUCGUUGCAUAACAGCGACGAAUCCAAUUCGGAAAAACGAUUUAUGCCAGCUCUCGUUUAUCUACCUGUUAAAUCACGAAUUAGCAGUGCACUGACCGCGUCCUUCACUCUCACACCUGCCUAAGAGGAAAGAAAAAGAAAAUGAAAAAGGAGUAUCUGACUCCUUCCUAUCUAACAAAUGUCUAAGAAAGAGAAGAGGAAGAAGGAUGCAAUUAGUUCUCUGCGCCUGCGAUCUGAAGCACGUGGUAUCGGUUCCUAUCUACUACUACUACUACUACACUACUACUACUACUACUACUACUACUACUACUACUACUACUACUACUACCAAGUAAGACGACAUCGAAGAUGUUGAGAUUUUUAUAUCAAAUACUUUUUAAUAAUAGCUCUGAUCUGCCUUUCAUGAAGUUUUUAUAUAGUACAUCCGUUUAUAUUACUCUGUUGUUUUACUUUUUCUUUUUUUUCUCUCUCUCUUUCUCUCUCUUUUUCUUUUGCAUUUCUUUUUUACUUUUUUCUUUUUCUUUUUCUUUUUU